Molecule: messenger RNA, 552 nt
Organism: Exophiala dermatitidis NIH/UT8656
Lineage: Eukaryota; Fungi; Ascomycota; Eurotiomycetes; Chaetothyriales; Herpotrichiellaceae
Exons: 3
Coding region: 1-552 (183 amino acids)
Source: RefSeq, a predicted model, not a curated record
AUGGCCUCCCCUUUGACGACGCGACGUGUAGUCACUGGACACACCCCAGAUGGCAAAUCCGUCAUUGAAUCAGACCGGAUCCUAACAUCCCUGAACCCAAUCGACCAAAAGCCAGCCGAAGGCAUUAUUCCUGGCAUCACGCAAAUCCUCAAAACAGAAGGCUUUCCAGCCAAGGCUAAUGGACCAUUCUUUGAUCCUUAUGGUGCCAAGGGGGUUCCCUUGGUCGACGACUCGGGCGUCUUUGUCCGUAUCAUCCAUUUUCCACCGAUCGGCGAAGAUCAGGAGGACAAACUCAAUUUCAAGCACCGCACUCAGAGUGUCGAUGUGGGAUUGGUCCUCAGUGGCGAGAUCCAAAUGACUUUGGAUGAUGAUGUCAAGACGAUCCUUAAAGCUGGAGAUACUGUCGUUCAGAGAGGAACGGUACAUGAAUGGAGGAACAUCAGCAAUGAAUACUGCGUCAUGUUGUUUGUCUUGGUGCCUUCGGACCCGAUCAAGGUGCCACAGACCGGCGAGGUUUUGGAGCCAACGCCAAUGCCGCUUUUGGAGGAUUGA